CUUGAUUUACAAUGGAACAACAGCAACAAAAAAGGAAAAAUAAAAUAAUGAUUGAAAAGAAAUAUCAUCACGCAAAACCUUAAAAGUACUAUCGAUGUCGUGUCCUCCUCCUCUUCAUCUACAUCAAAUAGUUCCCACAGUUUUCACAUCAAUUUAACUAUUUUCACAAUUUUUCACUCCCUCUCUCUCUCUCUCAUAUAAUACUAUAUUAGUACCAUAACCCAUCUCUCUUUCACCACCAAACCUCUGCAAAUCCUCUAUACUCUCUCUCACUCCAAGAAAAAAGAAAGAAAAAUGUCAGUAAACCAUUACUCAAGAGACAUCCACCACAACGCUCUCUCGUUGCACCACCACCAAAACGACGCCGUAGCACAAAGAGAGUCUUUGUUCGAGAAAAUACUCACACCAAGCGACGUCGGGAAGCUAAACCGCUUAGUCAUACCAAAACAACACGCCGAGAAAUAUUUCCCUCUCAAUAAUGGCGUCGGCGGCGGAGAUGAAGUGGUGGCGGAGACGACGGAGAAAGGGAUGCUUCUUAGCUUCGAGGACGAGUCAGGCAAGUGUUGGAAAUUCAGAUACUCUUAUUGGAACAGUAGUCAAAGCUACGUGUUGACCAAAGGAUGGAGCAGGUAUGUCAAAGACAAGCACCUCGACGCAGGCGACGUCGUUUUCUUUCAACGGCACCGUUUCGAUCUCCAUAGGCUCUUCAUUGGCUGGCGGAGACGCGGCGAGGCUUCUUCUUCCUCCGCCGUCUCCGUCGUAUCUCAAGAGGCUCGAGUUAACACGACGCCGUAUUGGAGCGGCUUCACCACGCCUUAUCGUCAAGUACACGCGUCAACUACUUCUUACCCUAACGUUCACCAAGAGUAUUCACACUAUGGCGCCGUCGCUGAGACACCAACGGUGGUUGCAGGGAGCUCGAGGACGGUGAGGUUAUUCGGCGUUAACCUCGAAUGUCAUGGUGACGUCGUCGAGCCACCACCGUGUCCCGACGGCUAUAACGGCCAACACGUUUACUACUACUCAACCCCUCUUCCCAUGAAUAUUUCAUUUGCUGGGGAAGCAAUGGAGCAGGUAGGAGAUGGACGAGGUUGAUAAUAUCCAAAAAGAAGUGACAACUUUUUUAGUCUUUGACUUUAGAUUAUGGGCCCAUACUUGGCCCAAAUGUCAUAGAGAUGAUGACACCCAAAAAGGAGGGUAAUUAAAAUCAGCAUAAUUUCGUUAUGUAUUUACUUAUUUAACUAACUUGGAAAAAAUGUUAAAAAAAGAGAGGAGAUUUGUUUUAUUUUAUUUUUCUUCUCUACAUUUGUGGUUGUGGCCUAGAGUACAAAACAUGGAAGUGUUUAUUAUUUGAUGCCAGAGAAUCUGAGAUAAAUUCAAUGAAGCAAGCUUUAACAAAUGCCAUUUGAGAGCAGGUGUCCCUAAUAGGUUAGCUAGACAUCCCCACACACAUGUAGCCUGUAUAUAUAUAUAUAUAUAUAUAUGUAUGUGCAUGUAUCAUAGUAUGUAUCAUGUACAAUGAUGACGAAAGAUGAAUUGGGAAGUGUUGAGAUUCAUGGGAUGAGAUUACAAGAAGAAAAGAGUGUGGGGGCUAACAAAUGAUUAAAGCAUGUGUGUAAAAUGUAUGUUGUGUUACAACUUACAUCGCCUUUUCUAUCUGGUCCAAAGUAAAACCUAGGGACCAUUUUAUUCUAUAC
Molecule: messenger RNA, 1697 nt
Organism: Thlaspi arvense
Lineage: Eukaryota; Viridiplantae; Streptophyta; Magnoliopsida; Brassicales; Brassicaceae
Source: the annotation of a GenBank genome assembly